CCUAAAGUUCUUCCAAAAAGUGAAUUCGUUAGUAUGAAUUCGUCUGUUUCUCGUUCAAACAACAUUUCAGCACCUAAAAUUAUUGGAACAUUAAAUUUGGCAGGUACUCCCUCAACUUCGAAAGUGAAGAAUAUUUUUGAGGAUAAGAGCUCUGAUAGUCCUCAAAAGGCUCCGAUUCCGCCUCCUGCUCCUCUUCCGUUCAAUAAAAAUCUUGAGAAUGAGGCUGAUAGUAACAAAGAGGAUGUUACAGUCCAAGAAGAUGAAGAGGACGACCCCUUUGAAGCUUUUAUGAAAGGUGUCGAGCAGGAAGCCUGUGCUCAGGACGACCUUGGCAUGGACAAAAAGGAUGAGGAGAAUGUUAUCUCUUAUGAAGACAUCCUAAAAAUGAACAAUGACCAGACAGAGUCUGUAAUGGAGCAAUCCAAUAUGGAUUCUGAUGAAGAAAUGGAGAUUGACAAUGCUCCACAGAAGAAAAUGGAUGAGGAAACUUAUCACCAAGAGUUCAUGAAAAAGCUUAAAAGAGAAACCGUUGCAAAGGAACAAGAGGUCUUCUUCAGUGAUGAUGACGAUGAGUUUAUUGAAAAUUUUGAAGCCAAGAAAGAAACUGGCACCGAUGAUUAUUUGGAAAAGCAAAAGAAAGCUAAUGAGAAAAGAGAGCUCCUUCUAUCGCAUAAAAUGCAGAGGAGGGGCGAACUUGAGCCUUUCCAGAAGAACUUUUAUAUCGAGCCUAAAGAAAUCACUGAUAUGACGGAGGAGCAAGUCGAGCAGUACAGAAAAGAUCUAGGAGAUGUCGCUGUGAGAGGUGUUCAGUGUCCUAGACCUAUUAUGACAUGGUACCAGUGAGGACUGACUCAAAGAAUCCUUACUGUGCUGGAAAAGAAAAAUUUUGAGGAACCUCGUCCUAUUCAGAAGCAAGCCCUUCCGGCUAUUAUGGGAGGAAGAGAUGUGAUUGGAAUAGCUGAGACAGGAAGUGGUAAAACACUUGCAUAUCUACUUCCUAUGCUUAGGCAUAUCUUAAAUCAGAGGCCCAUCAAGGAAGGAGACGGAAUGAUUGGGCUAGUAGUAGCUCCAACUAGGGAGCUAGCCCAACAAAUCUAUAAUGAGACCAAGCUAUUCACCAAGUAUCUUAACUUGAAUGCUGUCUGUGUGUAUGGAGGAGCUGAUGUUGGAUCCCAAUUGAGUCAACUUAAGAGAGGUGCUGAAAUUGUUGUUUGAACCCCUGGAAGAAUGAUCGAAGUCUUAACUACUAAUGGAGGGAAAUUUACCAACCUCCAUAGGGUUACUUAUCUUGUGCUUGACGAGGCUGACCGUAUGCUUGAUAUGGGAUUUGAGCCCCAAAUUUCUAGAAUUAUUGGUGGGUGUAGAGAUGAUAGACAGACUGUUAUGUUCUCUGCCACCUUCCCGAAGACAAUAGUUAGUUUAGCCAAGAGGAUCCUUACCUCCCCUCUGGAGAUAGUCGUAGGCAAUAGAGGCCAAGCUUGUAAAGCAAUUGAGCAAUUUGUUGAAAUAAUUGAGGAAGAUGACAAACUCCUCAGACUGACCCAAAUUCUUGACAAAUGGAUUAAUAUUGGAAGUGUGUUGAUAUUCGUCGACUCUCAGAAAGAAGCAGAUGAGCUCUUCGAGAACUUAUUCAAACUUGGCUACAAACUAUUUACUCUCCAUGGAGGUAUUGAUCAUACUGAUAGAGAGUAUACGAUUCAGGAUUUUAAGAAAGGAAUCAGGAAGAUCAUGGUCGCAACCUCUAUUGCUGCGAGAGGACUAGAUAUCAAGUCAAUCAGAGUGGUGAUUAACUACAAAUGUCCUAACCAUAUGGAGGAUUACAUCCAUAGGAUCGGUAGAACUGGUAGAGCUGGAAAUGCAGGCACAGCAUACACCUUCAUCACUAGUGAUGAAGAACACUAUGCUAGCGAUUUAGUUAAAGCUCUAAAGUCUUCAGAGCAGCCUGUAAGCCAAGAAUUGCUUGAGCUUGAUGAAGAAUACCAGAGGAAGGUCAGAGAAGGAGAAAUAGCUUAUAAAAAGAAAUAUACGGUUGCAACAGGAAGAGGAUAUGACUUCACUGAAGAGGAAAGAAAGAAAUUUGCAGAUUCUAAAAAGAAUCAAGAGAAGGGACUCUUUGCCGAAGCUGAAGAAGAAAUCUCAGAUUCAGAGAUUAAGAUCAGGGAAGCUGGUGAAACUGAAGAUGAGAACUUCCAACUCAGUGAUCACCGUUUGAAUGAAAUCUUGAGAGACCCUAAAGCUAAGCAAAUUGCUAGAGAGGCCUCUCUGAAAGCAACUAAAGAAGCACUGGUACAAGGGUUAGAAGGAGAUAAAAUUGUCGAACUUGCCGAUAAAGCUAUUAUGGAAGCACUUUCGACUUACAGACCUCAGUCUAAGUUUGAGAAAGGAAUGGAGCAAGCUAUGAAAGUCAGAGAUUCUUUCAUGGACAGAGAAAAUGAGUCAAGUGAUCACUUCACUGCAAAGUUUGAAAUCAAUGAUUACCCUCAGAAUUCGAGAUCAAAGGUUUGCUCAAGAGAUUUCUUGAGUACUAUUUAUGACCUGACUGGGUGCCAAGUUUCAGUCAGAGGAACUCAUUUCGAACAAGGCAAGGCUGUCCCUAUGGGCCAGACAAAGCAAUACUUGUUCAUUGAAGGUAGUUCAAAGCACGAAGUUGCAAACGCUUAUAAAGAAUUGAAGCGUGUAUUAGAUGAAAGCGCAUCAGCUGCAGCAGCAAGCGGAAUGGGAGGAGCUGGAAAAUACAAUGUUAUAUAAUUUGACCCAA
Molecule: messenger RNA, 2758 nt
Organism: Moneuplotes crassus
Lineage: Eukaryota; Ciliophora; Spirotrichea; Euplotida; Euplotidae
Source: the annotation of a GenBank genome assembly